Molecule: messenger RNA, 1001 nt
Organism: Taeniopygia guttata (zebra finch)
Lineage: Eukaryota; Metazoa; Chordata; Aves; Passeriformes; Estrildidae
Source: RefSeq, a predicted model, not a curated record
AAUAUGCAACAAACCGCCGCCGUCGCCAUGGCAACCCCGCACCGCGCGCUCCCAUUGGCCGCCCGCCCCUCAAGCCCCGCCCCUUUUCUCUCAGCCAAUCAGCGCCGCCGGUUCCUCCCCCGCUCUGCCCCGCGACGCGUCCUGAUUGGCCGCCGGGCUCCGCCAAUCAGCGCGCUCGGCCUUCCCGCCGCGGCUGUGUGGGCGGCCCCCGUGGGGUGGGGGGGGCUCAUGGAAAUUUAUGUAAAUGAGCGGCGAUAGCGCCGCGCUGAAUAUUCAUGAGGCGCUGAGGGAGGCCGCAGACACGCCCGGGUGCCGGUUGGUGUCCUCGGUUCAGGCUGUCAUGGCCUCCACCGCCGGGUUCAUCAUCUCCCGCUCCUGCCGGCGGCACGUCAUCGAUGACCAGCACUGGCUGGCCGCCGCCUACCCGCCCUUCGCGGUGCCGUACUUCGUGUACGACGUGUACGCCAUGUACCUGUGCCACCUGCAGCGCGCCCAGGUGAAGGGGCACGGGCCGGGCACGGGCACGGGGGGCACGGCCGGCGCCGCCGCCGCCUUCCUGCGCCGCGAGCUGCUGCUGGUGCUGCACCACCUGGCCAUGGUGCUGGUCUGCUUCCCCGUGGCCACCCUGUGGCGUCAGGGCAAAGGCGAUUUCUUCCUGGGCUGUCUCCUGAUGGCCGAGCUGAGCACCCCCUUCGUGUGCCUGGGCAAGGUCCUCAUCCUGCUGCGGCGGCAGCACACGGCGCUGCACAAGCUGAACGGGCUGGCGCUGCUGGUGACCUUCCUGGGCUGCCGCGUGCUGCUCUUCCCGUACCUGUACUGGGCCUACGGGCGGCAGCGGGGCCUGGAGCUGCUGCGUGUCCCGGCCGCGCUGCCACCGGCCUACAACGCCGCCGCCGCCGCCAUGGCCGCGCCCCAGAUCUACUGGUUCGGCCUCAUCUGCCGCGGCGCCUGGCGCCUCUUCCGGCCCGCGGGGACACCGCCGCGGCCACCCUGAGGGGACA